Molecule: messenger RNA, 768 nt
Organism: Mesorhabditis spiculigera
Lineage: Eukaryota; Metazoa; Nematoda; Chromadorea; Rhabditida; Rhabditidae
Source: the annotation of a GenBank genome assembly
AUGACGUACGCGUUGCUCCUUGCCAUUUUCGUUAGCUGUUCGCUGGGCACUUCUGCAGCCCCGACGCCGUCAUCCCUCUCUAAUCGGCCACAACUUUGCAAUCAGGAGACCCCGUGGAGAUGCACUUGCAAAGAAUGCUGGGAUAAAUUCCGAAGUGAAUUCAGCGCCGUCGAAUGGGUAAGCCUUCGCCUCGAUGAAUGCACACGGGCGGCACCGGAUCAGCUGAGCGAAAAGCUGGCCGCGUGGUUGAAUGAGGAGUGCGGAUCAUUUGUGACGUGCCCGUUGGAGCUACCGGUUUCCCGUCGACAGCUAAUAAUCGGCCAUUGGGGAUGCGAUGCGGACAAUGCGACGACACAAAUCCGACUCCUUCUCCGCAGCCGCCUCAGCAACACCACGCUUCUUAGCACCGAGGAAACGGCACCUGGAUGGCUUCUCGGGCAGAUGGUACGCUCGCGACAGCACCUGCUCGCUUUCCUGCUUCAUGCCGGCCUAGAGUCGGUCGAUGUUCAGCGACCGCUAGCCGAAACGACCCCACCAAUUGUCGCGACCACGACUACCGCAAUCGAGUCGGAAGCCAUCGAAAGCCACGCCUCUAACCUCAACUUUCUGAUCACGACGUCUCUCAUGUUCAUUGUGAUCCUUUUAACGUUGCUCCUCAUCUUCCUCUGCACCCAAAAUGUCGCCAAUUGGACCCGAGUAGUCAGGGGGAAAUGGCGGCAUCAGGCCUACAAAAAGGUCAACACACCGGACGCGAUCAUGUCCUCCCAG